Molecule: messenger RNA, 1292 nt
Organism: Prosopis cineraria
Lineage: Eukaryota; Viridiplantae; Streptophyta; Magnoliopsida; Fabales; Fabaceae
Product: uracil-DNA glycosylase, mitochondrial
Biological process (GO): base-excision repair; base-excision repair, AP site formation via deaminated base removal
Cellular component (GO): nucleus; mitochondrion
Molecular function (GO): uracil DNA N-glycosylase activity
Source: RefSeq, a predicted model, not a curated record
UUUCCCGCCAUAAGAAUGGGUACCCGCCAUCUCAUGAGAUCAAGUCAAGAAUAGAGGAAAUGGCUUCCCUAUCCCCCAAAACCCUAAUGGAUCUGUACCAGCCAGUUUCUAAGCGAUUGAAACCCACUGUCACCCCAAUCUUGAAAUCGGUAAGCUCUCAGUCGUACCACGACUCUGAUGCUGACACGAAUGUCUCCCCUCAGCCCUCUACUCUUAGUGGCAAGCAAAAAUCACGCAUUGAAUGUAACAAAUUGCUGGCGAAGUCCAAGAGGAAUCUGAAAAUCUGUGCUGAAAAGGUCUCUAAUUUUCAAGGUAAUGCAAAACUUGAGUGUCAUGUUAACCUGGAGGAUUUGCUGGUGGAGGAGACCUGGUUGGAAGCUCUUCCAGGAGAAUUCAGAAAACCUUAUGCCAAGAAUCUCUGCCAAUUUGUGGGAAGAGAGAUAUGUGGUGGCGCCGAGGCUAUAUAUCCACCUUGCCAUAUGAUUUUCAACGCUCUGAACUCUACCCCUUUUGAUAAAGUGAAGGCAGUGAUCCUUGGGCAGGAUCCUUAUCAUGGACCUGGACAAGCCAUGGGCCUUUCAUUCUCUGUGCCUGUAGGAGUAAAGGUCCCUUCAAGUCUGGUAAAUAUUUUUAAGGAACUCAAGCAAGACCUUGGCUGUUCAGUUCCAACUCAUGGAAAUCUGGAAAAAUGGACUGCGCAGGGUGUUCUCUUGCUUAAUGCCGUUCUUACAGUCAGGAAGCAUCAAGCUAAUUCUCAUGCAAAAAAGGGUUGGGAGCAGUUUACCGAUGCUGUUAUUAAAACAAUCUCACAAAAGAAGGAAGGAGUUGUGUUUCUCUUGUGGGGGAACUCUGCUCAGGAGAAAUCUAGGCUGAUUGAUACAACAAAGCAUCACAUUCUCAAAGCUGCACAUCCUUCUGGUUUGUCUGCAAAUAGAGGCUUCUUUGGCUGCAGGCACUUCUCCAAAACUAACCAACUUCUGGAACAAAUGGGGAUUCCCCCCAUUGAUUGGCAACUAUAAUAUCUUGAAAGUUCUAAUUUCGGAGUACGUUCCAAGUCUUGGGGCUCUCUCAAAUGAGUCCAUUAAUUUUUUGGGUGUAUGAACCAUUUUGGUUUUAUACAAAUCUGCUCUAAGGUUAUUCAUAACUCAGCCGAUUAGUGUUUGUUUUUUGACCAACUGCACCCACCAUAACAAUUUAGCUACGUGUAUUUUAUAGCCGGUGGACGCUAACUGACCUUGAUGUAUAUUAUCGAUGCGUGGUCAAGAAUCAAAGAAUCCCUGGCUUUUUGCAAA